ACCAAACAAAAUCGUAUCAAAUAAGAGGCAGAGGCAGAGGCAACAUCACGGAAACAUGGGAUUGGGAACCACGACUGUUCCUAUGAACAUUGUUCCACGAUUCGGGUUGCUCCGAAACCACCUCACCUCCAUCCGGGUCAACAACUCUUCCUGUUUGAGCUUCCCUGUCUCUCGGAGAAGGAAUAGGAGCUUUGGUAGAUUUGUUUGCUUCGCUGUUGAUGAUGACCUCAGACAGAAGCAGCAAGAGUUGAGUACAACUUCAAGUGGACUUGGCUCAGCCAUUGAAGAAAGACCUGAAAAUACGGAUCUGCUUGGUAGUGCAACUGAAGAAACAGCGGAAAAUUUUAAGCAAGAUGGUGAAGGAAGUGCUAUCUAUGAUUUUCUUUACCCUAGUAAAGAGCUUCUUCCUGAUGAUAAAGAAAUGAGCAUAUUUGAUCAUCUUGAAGAGCUGCGACAGAGAAUUUUUAUAUCAGUUCUAGCAGUUGGAGCAAGCAUUUUGGGAUGCUUUGCGUUUUCAAAAGAACUCAUAAUGGUUCUUGAAGCUCCUGUCAAAACACAGGGUGUAAGAUUUCUUCAGCUAGCUCCUGGCGAAUUUUUCUUCACGACUGUAAAGGUGUCUGGAUAUUGUGGCCUCCUCUUGGGAAGUCCCAUCAUCCUCUAUGAAAUCAUAGCCUUUAUACUUCCAGGUCUAACAAAAUCUGAACGAAGGUUUCUAGGGCCAAUUGUCUUAGGCUCAUCGGUUCUUUUCUAUGCCGGAAUAACAUUCUCGUACUUAGUUCUGACACCUGCAGCAUUAAAUUUCUUUGUUAGUUACGCUGAAGGUGUUGUUGAAUCAUUGUGGUCCAUUGAUCAAUACUUUGAGUUUGUUCUGGUGCUUAUGUUCAGUACAGGCUUGUCUUUUCAGGUACCUGUUAUACAAUUUCUAUUGGGACAAGUUGGAUUGGUGUCUGGAGACCAGAUGCUAUCAGUUUGGAGGUAUGUUGUGGUUGGCGCAGUAGUGGCAGCUGCUAUAGUUACGCCAUCCACUGAUCCUCUCACUCAAGUUCUUCUAGCAGGACCAUUAUUGGGUCUUUACCUAGGUGGGGCAUGGAUGGUCAAGCUUACAGGACGGUGACCUUAGCCCCACAUAUCUUGAUAUGUGCUAGAAUUUUGUCAGCCUGAACAAAUGUUCAUGUACAUUCACACAGCAAUCUAGUGUAUAUUUUUACUUGUACCAGAGCAUAACCCUUCCUAUAUUCUGAUUAAUUUAAACAUAUAAUUCUGUAACUAGUUAUUCCCAAAUUCCGUCAGAUCUUGGCAUUUGGAGCUAUUGGUUUAAAAAAUCUU
This is a messenger RNA of Gastrolobium bilobum, 1326 nucleotides long. Its product is annotated as sec-independent protein translocase protein TATC, chloroplastic. The coding region runs from base 56 to 1114 and encodes 352 amino acids. Gene Ontology annotation, molecular function: proton motive force dependent protein transmembrane transporter activity. The transcript is spliced from 4 exons. NCBI's taxonomy places the organism in Eukaryota, Viridiplantae, Streptophyta, Magnoliopsida, Fabales, Fabaceae. The record is from RefSeq and is a predicted model, not a curated record. Gene Ontology annotation, cellular component: membrane; TAT protein transport complex. Gene Ontology annotation, biological process: intracellular protein transmembrane transport; protein transport by the Tat complex.